AUGGAAAGUGUUUUCCCGCAUGGCAUUUCCAUCCGCGGCGUGUCUGUAGACUCACCUAGCAGUUUUAGCUCAGAAGUCGACAUCGUGGUGGAUCCUGCUGCAAGUGUCCAAGUGGUUCAGGCUAACAUUUCCAAAAAGCUGAGAUGGACUUUCUCCAAUGGCGCGUUCCUCCUGACGGCGGAACCCAACAGCAUCCGUGUGCUGCCUGUGGAGUCAUCAUCACCUGUGACAACGCAGGCCCCAACCUCUGUGUCCCCAUUUGUCGAAGCAGAUGUGUAUCUGAGGGUCAAGCUCAAAUUGAAUUUCAACGGGACUGCCACAAAACCAGAGAAAAUCAUCGAGCAGUGGUUAAAAGAAAAGCUGGAAGCCAAAGGAACUACGCUCGUAUGGAAUGUCGUCAUCGUGGAAGGUGCAUUGAGGAAUGCCGAGAGAGUUGACGUUCAACCGCGCUUCCAUGAGCAACUCAGACAGUACACGUGUGACUUCCAUGUUCAGGAUUACAGCACAAACCACGUUGAGGAAAUUAAGUCUUUCAUAAAUGCCACGUUGAUGCCCACGAACGAAACUGGAUCUGAUAUGAUUCAAACUACAGCUCUGACGCUCAAACAAAUAUAUCCUCAAAAUUGUUUCGAGGACUUGACAAAGACACUCUACGGGGAUUACUUUUGGCCUGAAAGCACUGCUCAACAAACUCAGAUUAUGGAGUGCCAAAAGCCAAGCUCGCAGCGAGCCUCCAGGCUCUGCGAAUUACACCUCGAAAACGACACAACCAGCUGGGCCCAACCAGAUAUGAAAAAUUGCAGUCCGCUGGGCUCCAUUUCUGACCUUGAAAAUCUCAACGUCACGACUGAAAACGCUGCCGAAGUCGUGGAUGUAAUCCAGGCCCUGGUAAACACCACACUGAGCAACGCCACACAGCUUCCUCCCUCCGAGCUCAACACGGUGGUGGAGAAACUCAAUCAGGUGGUAAACGUCACCACCGUAACGCCGGCACUCGGCGACAACAUUGUUCACGUUUUCUCCGACAUCUUGAUUUCUGGCACGGACAUGGCCCCGGUUGCUGUCAGUGUCCUGAAUCUGACGGAUAAAAUGGGCAACAAGAUGGAAUUUCCGAAUGAAUCGCUAAGUUUGACCGCCCCGUCAGUGGCUCUGUCCAUGAUCGACGUGAAUCGCGAGGGAUUCAACGGCCUCACCUUCAGAGUAGUCUCCAAGUCUUCGAUCCAGGAGCCAAAUGUACUCGUCAACCAGAGUUAUGAGGGCAAACCAAUUUCCGAGGCAAAUGCGACCAUAUCACUGCCCUCUACUCUUUACAACUUCCUUUCACCUGGACAGAGAAAUAAAACCCGGGUCCAGUUUCAAUUCUAUGGAACACAAGAUCUCUUCCAGGACCCCCAAACAGCCAAUGCAACUUCUCACAGCAACCUGAUGUUGAACUCUUAUAUAGUUUCCGCGAGCAUCAACGGCAGCCACGUUAGCAACCUGAUCAAUGACGAAAGAGUGGUCAUCACGCUACGUCAUCACAAAGCCAAACAGGAUGAUGACAAUGUGAAAUGUGUGUUUUGGGAUUUCCAAAAAAACGAUAAAUGGAGCUUUCUGGUGGAACAGCAAAUCAAAGUGCAGGGAUUUGUCCGCCCGCUGAUAAUAUUUGUGUGUGUGUCAGGUGGGCGGGGUGGAUGGAGCAACGUGGGUUGUGAAACCCGGCCUCUUUCGCCUUACCAGACCACAUGUCUGUGUGAGCACCUCACACAUUUUGCUCUGCUGCUGGAUGUGUCCAGAGCUCCUAUCAGCGAGGCUGACAGUCACAUUUUAACCGUCAUCUCAUACAUUGGUUGCGGCAUAUCUGCCAUCUUUUUGGGAAUCACUCUCCUCACUUACCUUGCUUUUGAAAAGCUUCGCCGUGACUACCCGUCAAAAAUUCUCAUCAACCUGUCGGCCGCCUUGCUGGGACUGACUUUGCUUUUCCUACUGGACUCGUGGCUCUCGUCCUUUUCCGACUACAGCUUGUGCAUCAUCACCGCUGCGGCGCUACACUACUUCCUGCUGGCCUCCUUCACCUGGAUGGCGCUUGAGGCCGUCCAUAUGUACUUCGCUCUGGUCAAGGUGUUCAACACUUACGUGCCUGCCUACAUCCUUAAGUUCUGCGCUGUCGGCUGGGGUGUUCCUCUGGUCAUUGUCAGCUUGGUGCUGGCUAUAAAUAAAAACGCCUAUGUGAACAUUCAGGCCACCGCACCUGCCGCGGAGGGUACAUUUACCAACCAAUUCUGCUGGAUGAAGGCCGACACCUACUUCUACGUGACGGUGGUGGCCUUCAUCCUGCUGGUCCUGCUGUGCAACGUGUCCGUCUUCGUGGUGGUUCUGCGUCAGAUCCGGAAGAUGUCCGCCAAAAAAAGGGUGUCGUCAACCAGCAGUCGUAGUGCCAUGAAGGACUUGAGGGCAGUGGCCAGUCUCACCGUUCUGCUGGGUCUCACCUGGAUCAUAGGCUUCGUCUCCCUUGGAGAAGCUAGAGAGACCAUGAUGUACCUGUUUACCAUCUUCAACUCUUUGCAGGGGUUCUUUGUUUUCCUCUUCCACUGUCUGAUGAAAGAAAACGUGCAGAAACAAUGGAGAAUGUAUUUGUGCUGCGGCGCUUUAAGACUCACCAAGCGUUCAGACUGGAGCGCGACAGCAGGUGGUCCCAGCAGAAAGGAGAAUCUUAUUAACUCCAGCUUCUCCGUCAACACCUCCUCGCUCACAAACACUUCGAAAACCGACAUUAGCACAGAAAACCACAAAGGGCCGUAAGCAGGCCGACCUCAUACCUUAUUAUUCAAUUUCCAAUUGUUUAAAAAUUAUAUAUUCACUGAUGCCCGACACACUCAACUUAAAACACUCGAAUGAUUUAAGGGAUAGAACACUGCUAAUAUUUAGCUUGCCAAUAGUGUUUUUCAUGACGUGUUAGCAUUAGCAUUAGGCUAGCAGACAUCAAAGCUAACUUAUGUGCUUUUUAUUAUUUUGUAUUAGUUAUAAACUUCAAUUG
Molecule: messenger RNA, 3016 nt
Organism: Syngnathus acus (greater pipefish)
Lineage: Eukaryota; Metazoa; Chordata; Actinopteri; Syngnathiformes; Syngnathidae
Product: adhesion G-protein coupled receptor G6-like
Exons: 22
Coding region: 1-2781 (926 amino acids)
Biological process (GO): adenylate cyclase-activating G protein-coupled receptor signaling pathway; cell surface receptor signaling pathway
Cellular component (GO): membrane
Molecular function (GO): G protein-coupled receptor activity
Source: RefSeq, a predicted model, not a curated record